AUGAGGCUUCUCGUAGCCUUUUACGCCCUGUGCUGGGCGAGCACGCUGCAACCGGUCGUCGCUGGUCCGCUCGGCCGGUUCAGCAAAUGGUGUGUUGUUGCCCUCUGUCCAGCGUCGCGCAAAGGAAAGACGAGUGAAAUCUACCAUCAACAUCCCGAGCUCGCUGCUGCUGCGCCCGACGACUUCCUCAUCAGUACCCUCCGUGUCGACGAAUUCUGUGGUUCCAGUCGUUCCCUCGCCAACCUCAGCAUCAAUCCCAGUGCCUUCGCCCACCACCGAGAGCACUUCAUUUCCCGUCACCACCACGCCCGUACCGGUGGAGAGCGCUUCGACUUCGGCCCUGGCUUCGCCUUCCACUGUGGAAGCUUCUCACUCGAGCGCCGCGCCCUUGUCGCCUUCUACGGAAAGUCCCUCCGUGCCGGCAACGAGCUUACCUUCGACGUCAGCGACCUUGUCAACGGCGAUUUCCACCCCAAUUGCCACCUCGAGCCCUGCCUCCGCGUCUUCAUCCCAGAUUCGGCCUCCACCGACCAUCUCGUCUGCUGUAGAAUCAUCCUCCGAACCAGUUAUCGGGUCUUCCUCGUCACCCCUGAUCCCCUCCUCGGCUGUCUCCUCCAACUUGGAAUCAAGCUCAACUCUAGUCUCCGGUCCUUUGCCCACAGCUCCCUCCAGUGCAGUCGAGUCCCGCCCGCCUUCCACGUCUACGUCAAGCUCGGCAGUGGCAAGUUCCACUACCUCGUCCUUUUCGAGUCCCUCUUCCUCCAAUUCACCUCCAUCUUCCAGUCUUAG
Molecule: messenger RNA, 789 nt
Organism: Cordyceps fumosorosea ARSEF 2679
Lineage: Eukaryota; Fungi; Ascomycota; Sordariomycetes; Hypocreales; Cordycipitaceae
Exons: 2
Coding region: 1-789 (262 amino acids)
Source: RefSeq, a predicted model, not a curated record